UUACUAUCAUAUUGCCAGUAGAUAUCCAAAUUUUAAAACUCCAUGAAAAUCAACUCAAGGAGAUAACCAAUAUUAGUAAGGGUAAAAUUUCAACAACGUAGUAAAAGCAGAUUACAUGUAAUGUUUAGGCAAUAGCAACAAUGAAAAUGCAAAAUAUUCUACUUGAGCACAGUUCUUAUCCAAAAAUCAGAAAGAAUUUUCCCAAAUCAGUAGGUCAUAAUCUCACAGAUGGUAGUAUAGUCCCUUUAGCUCUUCAGCCAAACUUAUAAACAUGUUUCAGACAGCUAGCAUAUUUCAUCUUAUCUGAUAAGGUGAUUCCUUUCCUACACAAAAAAAAAAAACACAGAAAAUGUAAUCCACUGGACUUCACUGAAGCAUUCGAUAUGCUACCAUAUGGGAAGUUAUUAAUUCAGCUGCUGAAAGUGGAAAUUUACACCAGAACUAUAAAAGAGAUAGCGGACUUGACUACUGAUUGUUAGGAAGUACUGAAAUUAUAAGGCUAAAAAGAAGUUACCAGAGUAACUCCUGAACAGUUCAGUCUUGGAGAUGACUCUUCAUUUAGUGACAUUUGCACAAACAAAUAAUUUGCUAGUGAGUCUGCCAAUUACGUGUGGUGAAGGGCUGGAAUAUCCCAUGGGAAAAAAACAGUCAUCUUAGGGAUAGUCAUGAUACCAAAAUAAUUAGAAGUUUAAAAAAAAAUCAGAAAACCAAAAACAGGAUUACUAGAUGUCUCUUGGACAACUCUACCAAUGGAAAUGGCAGAAGACAGAAUGAUCUGGCAACAUUUUCCAUAGACAGGGAGUGUCCUGGGGUGACAGGACAUUUUCAUGCUUUGUAUCCCAAAUCGUGGGUUUGUUUUUUUGUUUGUUUGUUUUUUUUUCCUGUUCCCAUGUUCCCAGUUUGUUUUGUCUAUAGCUGAGCCCCUCCCCCGGCUGCUUGCUUUUGGCUUGCUGCUAGCUUUAGGCUGCUUUGCUGGCUUUGCUCUCUUGCUUUCUGCUUUUUGCUUGCUUUUUGCCAUUUUUCUGCUUUUCUGUUUCCCCUUCUUUCCUUCCUCCCUCCCCUGAAGACAUCGGACCUGCUUCGGGCCCUGAUUCGGGAACAUCAAGGGAAAACCCCCUGGAGUCUGCACCUGAAAGAAGCUUUGGCACCCUCCCCAGCAGAGACUGCUCACCCUCUCUUGGACUGGUGAACACAUUUGUUGUCAUCUCGGACUGUUUUUCUUGUGUUGGGGAGUGUUUUUUCAUUGUUUCUCAAUAAACAAGUUUUUUCCACUUUUCCUCUGAGGAAAUUCCUCCCGAACCCGGUGGUGGGGGAGGGAGUUGUGGGAAUUUUCCCCUAAAUUUGUCCUAAACUAGGACAAACAUUUUUUGGUGGCCCGUACGGGGGGGGCGAUCAUACAAAGUGGAAAAGACUUUAUUCUAAUAAUAUUUUGGUUUCUGUUGUUUUGUGGGCAUAUUGGUAUGUCUCUUUUUGAAGGUAUAAUGUCAUUUGGAGUGAAAGCCUGCCUUUAUUUCUGGUCAUUAGGGUUCUUUGAAGUUUUAAUACCUUUUUGGUCGUUAGGUUUAUUCUCUUAUCCAGCAAUAGCUCCGGUAUUGUCCCUAAUGCGUAGCUUUUGUAACCGUGGGGCGCUAACCAGAAUAUUUAUCGGGCUGGGCUUGGUUGUGAUGAUUUGCAAGAGGUUUAUAAAAAUGUUGCUAUCGUUUCCAGGAAUGGAUGGUUCAUGGUUGUGGUUGUGUACUCAGUUUGUUAGGGGAGAAGCAGGGGAGGAAGCUUUUCAGCCUUUGCUCUCCUUCUUCUCCUCCGAAUUGUUUACAUCUCUAUUAGAAAAUGUUUGGUCCUCCCUGACUGCCAAGGAUACCAUCUUUCUGGCAUUUAAUUUAGUAAGCUUUCUUUAUACUGUCUGCAGUUUAUAUAAGAUGAAGGCUGAGAUUUCUAGAGGGGCUGGUGAGACUCCUGAUUUAGGAGUAAAACCAAGGGUGAAGAAUUCUGAGUGGCGUGGGAAAUGGGAGGAUAUGGGCCAAAUUUUAAAGGAGUUUUCUGAUCCUGUAGUCUGGGACUUUCCAUCUGAACAAAUUCAGAACCCAGCUGAGGUGGUAAAGUAUCUGAAAGAGAGGUGCCAUGGUAACACUAAGGAGGAAAGGAUCAUUGCAGUGAGCUGGGCCCUGGCACAUGCUUAUCGCACCCUGCUAGAUACUGUAGGGCAGCAGAUAGAGGAAAGGGAGCAGGGAGAUAAAUUAGUUACUGUCCCAGUCACUCAGGCUGCAGCAAACAUCCCAGGCUCCAGGCCAGUAGUUAAACCAGAGAGUAAGCCCCAACCAAUGGCUGUUGCUGCAAAUACAAAAGGUGGAAAGUGUAAAAGCAAGACUGACCGAAGGGUGGAGGAUGAUGAUGAUCCAAGAGAAGGACCAUCACCAAAAUCAGAGACCACAGCAAGUGGCAUAGAUUCCGGAGCCAAUAUUGAUUCCUUCUCCCUGAAGGACCUUCGAGGCCUAAGGAAGGAUUAUAGGCGACAGCCCGAUGAGUCUAUAGUUAGUUGGCUAGUCCGCCUUUGGGAUGCGGCAGGGGAGGCUACCAUUCUGGAUGGCACUGAAGCGAGGCAUUUAGGAUCCCUGUCACAUGAUCCUGUCAUCGACCAAGGCAUGAUGAGGAGGGCUAGCCCUCACAGCCUCUGGGAACGGGUCCUGGACAGCGUAGCACAAAGAUACCUGUGUGCAGAUGACCUUUAUAUUCAGCAGACACGGUGGAAGACCAUAGAACAGGGGAUCCAAUGCCUGAGGGAGAUGGCAGUGGUAGAGAUCAUUUUUUCAGAUGAUAUAACAACUAGGAAUCCAGACUUCAUACCGUGCACACCUGUAAUGUGGAGGAAAGUUGUGCGCCUUGGGCCACCUUAAUACGCUUCUGCUCUAGCAAUAAUGAAGCGGGAUGAGAUAUAUGAGACUGUGCUUGAUAUGGCAAAGAAGCUUCGGGCAUAUGCAGAUGCUGUACAUGGCCCGACUCAUGCCAGAAUUGCAGCUGUGGAAACACGACUGCAGAAAUUAGAAGAUAAAAUAGAGGAAAGUCGUAAGAAACUCAGGGAAGAGAUUAAGGAGGACCUCCUCCAAAUCUCAGCUGUACAAAUUAGAGGCCCUAGUAUCCAACGCAGACAUUCCUCUCUUGGGGAGAGAAGGUACACCCCACGAGCUGAGUUGUGGUUCUUCCUACGUGAGUCUGGAGAAAACAUGAGGAGAUGGGAUGGGAAGCCUACUGCUGCUCUGGCACAACGGGUGCGUGAAUUGAAGGAAGGUAGGAAAAGGGAAGCAGCUCCAGUUGCCCGUACUCGAACUGUCAGGCAUAAUGAUGACGAUGACUUGUCCGAUCCCCUUGAAGGAACCUCCAAGACAUAUGUCUCAGGAAAGAAGGAUAACCAGGCUUAGAGGGGCCCUGCCUCUAGCCAGGUAGAGGUUAGGGAAAACCUAGUUUUUUGGACAGUAUGGGUUCUAUGGCCUGGCACAUCAGAGCCACAGAAAUAUAAAGCUUUGGUUGACACCGGUUCUCAGUGUACCCUAAUGCCAUCAGAACAUGAGGGAACAGAACCUAUUUCUAUUGCCGGGGUGACAGGGGGAUCACAAGAAUUGACCCUGUUGGAAGCCAAGGUGAGCCUGACCGGGAAGGAGUGGCACGAACAUCCGAUUGUGACUGGCCCAGAGGCUCCGAGUAUUCUGGGCAUAGACUAUCUCAGGAAUGGCUAUUACAAAGACCCUAAGGGGCUCAGAUGGGCUUUUGGAAUAGCUGCCGUGGAGGCAGAGGGCAUUAAGAAAUUGAACACCUUGCCUGGACUGUCAGAGAACCCAUCUGCAGUAGGACUCCUGAAGGUAGAAGAGCAACGAGUACCUGUUGCCACCUCGACAGUGCAUCGCCAGCAGUAUCAAACAAAUCGAGAUGCUGUGAUCCCCAUCCACAAGAUGAUCCGAGAGCUGGAGAGCCAAGGGGUGGUCAGCAAAACCCACUCACCCUUCAACAGUCCCAUCUGGCCUGUGCGUAAAUCUGAAGGAGAAUGGAGAUUGACUGUGGAUUACCGUGCUUUGAAUGAAGUGACUCCACCGCUGAGUGCCGCUGUGCCGGACAUGCUGGAACUCCAGUACGAGCUGGAGUCCAAGGCAGCAAAGUGGUACGCCACAAUCGACAUCGCUAAUGCGUUUUUCUCCAUUCCUCUGGCUGCAGAAUGCAGGCCUCAGUUUGCUUUCACCUGGAGGGGCGUGCAGUACACCUGGAACCGACUGCCCCAGGGGUGGAAGCACAGUCCUACCAUCUGUCAUGGACUGAUCCAGACUACGCUAGAAAAGGGUGAGGCUCCAGAACAUUUACAAUACAUUGAUGAUAUCAUUGUGUGGGGAAACACAGCAGCAGAAGUGUUUGAGAAAGGAGAGAAGAUCAUCCAGAUUCUCCUGGAAGCUGGCUUUGCCAUUAAGAAAAGUAAAGGGACCUGCUCGGGAGAUCCAGUUCCUGGGAGUGAAGUGGCAAGAUGGACGGCGCCAGAUUCCUUCUGAUGUCAUCAACAAAAUCACAGCUAUGUCCCCACCAACCAACAAGAAGGAAACACAAGCUUUCUUAGGUGCUAUAGGUUUCUGGAGGAUGCACAUUCCUGAAUACAGUCAGAUUGUGAGCCCUCUUUACUUGGUUACCCGUAAGAAGAAUGAUUUCUAUUGGGGCCCUGAACAGCAGCAAGCCUUUGCCCAGAUCAAGCAGGAGAUUGCUCAUGCGGUAUCCCUUGGCCCAGUCAGGACAGGACCAGAGGUGAAGAACGUGCUCUACUCUGCAGCCGGGAACCAUGGCCUGUCCUGGAGCCUUUGGCAGAAGGUGCCUGGUGAGACCCGAGGCCGACCACUGGGAUUCUGGAGUCGGAGCUACAGAGGGUCUGAAGCCAACUACACCCCAACAGAGAAAGAAAUGUUGGCCGCAUAUGAAGGAGUCCAAGCUGCUUCAGAAGUGAUUGGUACCGAGCCACAACUCUUCCUGGCACCUCGACUACCCGUGCUGGGGUGGAUGUUUAGAGGAAAGGUUCCCUCCACCCACCAUGCUACCAAUGCUACAUAGAGCAAGUGGAUUGCCCUCAUUACACAGCACGCCCAAAUUGGGAAACUAAAUCGUCCUGGGAUUCUGGAGGUAAUUACCAAUUGGCCUGAAGGUGAAAGCUUCAGUCUCACUGGUGAAGAGGGAGAAGAGCAAGUGACCCGUGCUGAAGAAGCUCCACCAUAUAACCAACUGCCGGCAGAAGACACACGCUACGCUCUUUUUACUGAUGGUUCCUGUCGCCUUGUGGGGAUGAACCGGAAGUGGAAAGCAGCCGUAUGGAGCCCCACACGACAAGUCGCACAAGCUAUCGAAGGAGAAGGUGGAUCGAGUCAACUCGCGGAGCUCAAAGCUGUUCAGUUGGCCCUGGACAUUGCUGAAGCAGAGAAGUGGCCAAAACUUUACCUUUAUACUGAUUCCUGGAUGGUAGCCAAUGCUCUGUGGGGAUGGCUGAAGAGAUGGAAGGAGGCGAACUGGCAGCUCAGAGGAAAACCAAUUUGGGCUGCUGAAGAAUGGAAAGACAUCGCUACCCGGUUAGAGAAACUACCUGUGAAGUCUCACCAUGUCCCUAGAAGCAGAGCUAAUGAGGAGCAGCAGAACAAUCAGCAGGUAGAUCAGGCUGCAAAGAUAGGGGAGUUGAAGAUAGAUCUUGACUGGGAGCACAAAGGAGAGCUGUUCCUAGCACGAUGGGCCCAUGAUGCCUCAGGCCACCAGGGUAGACAUGCCACCUAUAAGUGGGCACGAGACCGAGGGGUGGAUCUAACCAUGGACAGCAUUUCUCAGGUUAUUCAUGACUGUGAGACAUGUGCUGCCAUUAAACAGGCUAAGCGGGUGAAGCCCCUCUGGUAUGGGGGGCGGUGGUCCAAGUACAAGUAUGGGGAGGCUUGGCAGAUUGAUUACAUCACGCUGCCUCAAACCCGCCAAGGCAAGCGCCAUGUACUAACCAUGGUAGAAGCCACUACGGGAUGGUUGGAAACCUACCCCGUGUCUCAUGCUACAGCCCGCAACACCAUCCUGGGCCUUGAAAAGCAGGUCCUUUGGAGGCAUGGUACUCCUGAGAGGAUUGAGUCAGACAAUGGGACUCAUUUUAAAAAUAAUCUUAUUAACAACUGGGCUAGGGCACAUGGCAUCGAGUGGGUGUACCACAUCCCCUACCAUGCACCAGCUGCAGGUAAAGUGGAGAGGUACAAUGGAUUGUUAAAAACCACUUUGAAAGCACUGGGUGGGGGGUCUUUCAAGAACUGGGAGCAGCAUUUAGCAAGAGCCACCUGGUUAGUUAACACUCGAGUUUCCACCAACCGAGCAGGUCCUGCCCAGUCUGAGCCCCUUAAUAUAGUAGAUGGAGAUAAAGUCCCAGUGGCCCAUGUCAGAGGUUUGUUGGGGAAGACAGUAUGGAUUAAUCCUGCCUUGAGUACAGGCAAACCCAUUCGUGGGAUUGUCUUUGCUCAAGGACCAGGUUAUACCUGGUGGAUAAUGCAGAAAGAUGGGACAACCCGUUGUGUACCUCAGGGAGAUCUGAUUGUGGGAUGAUAUCAUUGUUCGCUGAGCAUUACCACCAUUGUCUGUACGUUAGAUCAUACAGAUAUGAGACAGAAGGAAACAUGAAAGUGUCAAAGGUCUGAGCAAGUAAGAUGGAAGGAAAUGUGUAAGUGUGGAAGGUUUGAGCAAGUGAGAAGAAAGUUGGUUUUUUUGUGUUCAGUAACAUGUUCACGAUAUGGGAUAAGGGGUGGAAUGUCCUGGGGUGACAGGACAUUUUCAUGCUUUGUAUCCCAAAUCGUGGGUUUUUUUUUUUCCUGUUCCCAUGUGCCCAGUUUGUUUUGUCUAUAGCUGAGCCCCUCCCCCGGCUGCUUGCUUUUGGCUUGCUUGCUGCUAGCUUUAGGCUGCUUUGCUGGCUUUGCUCUUUGCUUUCUGCUUUUUGCUUGAUUUUUUUUGCCAUUUUUCUGCUUUUGUGUUUCCCCUUCUUUCCUUCCUCCCUUCCCUGAAGACAUCGGACCUGCUUCGGGCCCUGAUUUCGGGAACAUCAAGGGAACACCCCCCGGAGUCUGCACCUGAAAGAAGCUUUGGCACCCUCCCCAGCAGAGACUGCUCACCCUCUCUUGGACUGGCUGUGUAGAUGAUAUUGUAACUGUAUUGGCUGAAGAACAUGGUUUCCUUGAUAUUAUUAAGGACCUUUCUGAAAAUAUCAUAGCUCUACUGAAGAAAUGCCUUAUGUUGCAGCCUUCUAAGAGGCAAG
Molecule: messenger RNA, 7282 nt
Organism: Prinia subflava (tawny-flanked prinia)
Lineage: Eukaryota; Metazoa; Chordata; Aves; Passeriformes; Cisticolidae
Exons: 3
Coding region: 1461-2891 (476 amino acids)
Biological process (GO): DNA integration
Molecular function (GO): RNA-DNA hybrid ribonuclease activity; nucleic acid binding
Source: RefSeq, a predicted model, not a curated record